This is a messenger RNA of Brassica oleracea var. oleracea, 5182 nucleotides long. Its product is annotated as mediator of RNA polymerase II transcription subunit 14. Gene Ontology annotation, cellular component: mediator complex; core mediator complex. Gene Ontology annotation, biological process: regulation of transcription by RNA polymerase II. Bases 194 to 5104 code for a protein of 1636 amino acids. The record is from RefSeq and is a predicted model, not a curated record. Gene Ontology annotation, molecular function: transcription coregulator activity. The transcript has 7 exons. Lineage: Eukaryota; Viridiplantae; Streptophyta; Magnoliopsida; Brassicales; Brassicaceae.
UUCCUUCUUCUUCAAAUCUAAACCCUUUCUCUCUCUUGUCCGAAUCAAAUCCGGUUGCUGGAAAAGCUAAGAGCUUCGGGCGACCCAACGAGUAACAGCGAAGGUUGAAAAAACCCUAAUUUCGAAAUCGAGAAUCACCCCAAGUUUCUGAAUCGGGCGGCGGAGAUUUCGUUCGCCUCUUUGUCCGCGCGCGAUGGCGGAAUUAGGGCAACAGACGGUGGAUUUCUCCGCCCUCGUUGGUCGAGCCGCGGAGGAGUCGUUCCUCUCCCUCACGGAGCUCGUUGAGAAGGCUAAGUCGCCGGAGCUUUCCGAUACUGAUAAGAAGCUCAGCCUCCUCAAGUAUGUCGUCAAGACUCAGCAGCGGAUGCUUCGGCUCAAUGCCCUCGCCAAGUGGUGUAAACAGGUUCCUCUAAUAAACUCCUGCCAAGACCUCGGAAGCUCAUUAUCAUCUCACGACAUAUGCUUCACACAAGCUGCGGAUUCACUCUUCUUCAUGCACGAAGGUCUCCAGCAAGCUCGUGCUCCCGUCUACGACGUCCCCUCCGCUAUUGAAGUCUUGCUGACAGGCUCUUACCAGCGCCUCCCAAAGUGCGUAGACGAUGUGGGGAUGCAGUGCUCUUUGGACGAGCAGCAGCAGAAGCCAGCGCUAAGGAAGCUGGAGGUGCUCGUACGCUCCAAGCUACUCGAGAUCACGCUUCCAAAAGAGAUCACAGAGGUGAAAGUCUCUAAAGGCACGGUUACCUUAUCCGUGGAGGGGGAGUUCAAGGUUCUGGUGACUCUCGGUUACCGAGGACACCUGUCCAUGUGGAGGAUACUGCUUCUGGAUCUACUCGUUGGUGAGAGAAGCGGUGGCCCGAUUAAACUCGAGGUGACAAGACGGCAUAUCCUUGGCGAUGAUCUAGAGCGGAGAAUGUCAGUUGCGGAGAAUCCAUUCACUAUAUUAUACGCGGUGCUCCAUGAGCUUUGCGUCGCCAUUGUCAUGGACACGGUCAUAAGGCAGGUCAGAACUCUUCUCCACGGGAGAUGGAAAGAUGCCAUUCGGUUCGACUUGAUCUCGGACACUGGCACAGCACCAGCAAACCAAGAAGGAGAGGCGGAUUCUGUUAGUCUCAAAACGCCAGGAGUGAAGCUAAUGUACUGGCUAGAUUAUGAUAAAAACAAUGCUGGCUCGUUCGUUAAAAUCGAGCCGGUGUCAGAUCUUCAGAUUAAGUGUUCUCACAGCACGUUUGUGAUUGAUCCUCUGACCGGCAAGGAAGCUGAGUUUUCUCUGGAUCAGAGCUGCAUUGACGUGGAGAAGCUUCUGCUUAAAGCUAUUUGCUGUAACAGAUACACCCGUCUUCUUGAAAUUCAGAAAGAGCUUCUGAGGAGUGACAGGAUUUGUCGAGCUCCCAGUGAUGUCAUUCUUCAGGCCUUCCUGGAUGAGCCUGGCAGUGAGGGAGGUAACAUGAUAGACUCUAAGCAACAAAUAGAGCCAGAGGUAUUACGUGUCCGAGCCUAUGGAUCAUCAUUUUUCACACUUGGGAUCAAUAUAAGGACCGGUAAGUUUCUUCUUCAGUCAUCCAAGAGUGUCUUGACCCCCUCCAUCUUGGUUGAAUUUGAAGAUGCGUUAAACCAAGGAAGCAUAUCUGCUGUUGAUGCCUUUAUCAACCUGAGAAGCAAAAGCAUUUUGCAUUUUUUUGCCGCCAUUGGCAAAUUUUUGGGUCUUGAGGUCUACGAACAUGGUUUUGGUGUAAACAAAGCCCCCAAAAGCCUCUCGGAUGGGUCAAGCAUUCUGGCGUUGGGGUUCCCUGACUGCGAAAGCUCUCACCUCUUGCUCAUGGAGCUCGAAAAGGACUUCACGCCGUUGUUUAAACUAGCGGAAACUCAAACGGACGGUUCGGGGAAGCCUCAGUUUCUCAACGAUCUGAGCAACGUUCUGCGUGUUAAGAAGAUUGAUAUUGGGCAGAUACGGAUUCUUGAAGAUGAUCUCAACUUGAUCACAUCGGAUGUAGCUAGAUUUGUGUCUUCGUUCUCAGAUGCUGAGAGGAGCUUAAAUCAAGCGUCUGGACACCGUGGUCCUGGACUAGUUGAGGAGUCUUUGGCGGAGAUGAGUGGAGGGCAGUUGAGUUUCUCUAGCAUCGUUGAUGAAGUGUUUGGACAUCAGAAAGUGACGACAUCCGCUGAUGGAAAAGCUCCGUUGUUGACUAGCUAUCAAUCGGAUUCCUUCUACAGUAUGCAGGUCCCUUUAGAAUCUAGCUCUUUUAAUCUGUUGUCAUCUCCUCCCCCUGGGAAGGGUUCAGCUAUGAUGAAGAACCCUAACAAAGAGUUGUCCAUGGUAUUGUCUCCAUCCCUAACUGUUGUCUCUGAGUCAGCUGAUCUUGCAGUUACCUCUGAUGGUCCUUUGUUGAGAAAAGACCAGAAGUCACGGAAACGCUCAGCUUCAGAUUUGCUAAGAUUGAUCCCAUCUCUACAAGGAGUGGAAGGUGUAACUCAUCCCAAUAAGAAAAGUAAAACCUCUGCAUCACAGGCCCUAUCUACUGCAGUGGUAACAUCAACAAAAGCUAUUGGAUGCAGCUAUGGGGAUCUCAUAGCUGAAGCAAACAAAGGGAACGCACCUUCGAGCGUUUUCGUCUACGCUCUUCUCCACGUGGUCAGGCACUCUUCUCUGUCCAUAAAGCACGCCAAGCUAACUAGCCAGAUGGAGGCGCUGGACAUCCAAUACGUUGAGGAGAUGGGACUGAGAGAUUCGUUUUCAGACAUAUGGUUCCGUCUUCCGUUUGCUCAGAAUGAUUCCUGGCAACAUAUAUGCUUGCAGCUCGGUAGACCUGGGAGCAUGUGUUGGGAUGUGAAAAUAAACGACCAGCACUUCAGGGAUCUCUGGGAGCUUCAGAAGGGAAGCAAAUCAACACCGUGGGGAUCCGGAGUUCACAUUGCUAAUUCGUCUGACGUUGAUUCACAUAUCCGUUAUGACCCUGAAGGCGUUGUUCUGACCUAUCAGUCCGUGGAAGCAGAUAGUAUCAAGAAGCUUGUGGCGGAUAUACAGAGGCUUUCGAAUGCCAGAAGGUUCUCCCUUGGCAUGCGGAAACUACUUGGCAUAAAGGCGGAUGAGAAAACAGAAGAGCCUGGUGGUGGUAAUGCCGCUGUUAAAGGACCUGCUGGAGGGAAAGGCGGUGGGGAGGCGGUUGAUAGAUGGAGGGCUUUCAAGAUUGAGGCAGUGGGAUUGACGAGCCUGUGGUUUAGCUUUGGUUCGGGCAUUUUGGCUCGUUUUGUUGUGGAGUGGGAAUCAGGUAAAGAUGAAUGCACCAUGCACGUCUCUCCUGACCAACACUGGCCACAUACCAAGUUCUUGGAGGAUUUCAUAAAUGGUGGAGAGGUAGAAUCUCUUCUGGAUUGCAUUCGCCUUACUGCUGGGCCUUUGACUGCGUUAGCUGCCGCUACUCGCCCUGCCCGAGCUAGUUCAGCCACUGGCGUGACUGUCGUACCUGCUACAGCGACUUCCAGACAAUCAAAUCAGACGCAACAAACUCAACCUUCAACUUUAGCAGCUCCAAAUGCUGUUGGCCAGUCUGCCUCAGGGAGUGCUGUUGCUUCUCCUUCUCCUGCUCCAAGUCCACUCGGUGGAAGUUUCCAUGGAGCUGCAGGGAGAAGCGGACCUGGAAUCGUUCCCAGCUCUCUCUUACCCAUUGAUGUCUCUGUAGUACUCCGUGGACCCUAUUGGAUAAGGAUCAUAUACCGCAAACGUUUUGCAGUGGACAUGAGAUGCUUUGCUGGAGAUCAAGUCUGGUUGCAACCAGCAACACCACCCAAGGGCGGUGCUUCUAUUGGAGGCUCCUUGCCAUGUCCCCAGUUCAGACCUUUCAUCAUGGAGCAUGUUGCUCAAGAGUUAAACGGUUUGGAACCGAAUCUGACAGGUAGCCAAGGAGCAACAAAUCCAAGUGGUAGCAGAGUUAACUUUUCCCCUUCUAGUGCAAUGUCAAGAGCCGUGAUGAGUCGUGUAGGCAGCGUUGCUUCAGGAUCUUUAGUGGUUGGCUCAGGGUUGUCUGUACGUAGACCACCAGGGAGCGGUGUGCCGGCACAUGUAAGAGGCGAAUUAAACACAGCGAUUAUCGGUUUAGGUGAUGAUGGUGGCUAUGGCGGAGGAUGGGUUCCUCUUGUGGCUCUUAAAAAAGUUUUGCGUGGGAUCCUCAAAUACCUUGGAGUACUGUGGCUAUUUGCUCAGCUUCCAGAUCUCUUGAGAGAGAUCUUAGGUUCAAUCUUGAAGGAGAACGAAGGCGCUCUCUUGAACUUAGACCAAGAACAACCAGCGUUACGCUUCUUUGUCGGUGGCUAUGUAUUUGCGGUGAGUGUCCAUAGAGUUCAGCUUCUUCUUCAAGUCCUCAGCGUGAGGAGAUUCCAUCACCAGCAACAGCAGCAAAACGGUUCAUCAGGUACUGCUCAAGAGGAGCUAACACAAUCCGAGAUUGGAGAAAUCUGUGACUAUUUCAGCCGCCGUGUUGCAUCAGAGCCUUACGAUGCUUCGAGAGUCGCCUCGUUCAUAACACUCCUCACAUUACCUAUACCAGUCUUAAGAGAGUUUCUUAAACUGAUAGCUUGGAAGAAAGGGUUAUCACAAUCACAACAAGCCGUAGAGGUUGCUCCUGCGCAGAGACCUAGGAUCGAGCUAUGCCUAGAGAAUCAUUCCGGUGCAGAUGUUGAAACUAGCUGUGCAGCUAAAAGCAAUAUCCAUUUCGACCGGCCUCAGAGCACGGUUGACUUUGCUUUGACCGUGGUUCUUGAUCCUGCGCACAUACCUCACAUAAACGCAGCUGGAGGAGCGGCGUGGCUGCCUUACUGUGUAUCGGUUAGGUUAAGGUACACCUUUGGGGAUAACCCUAGCGUGACGUUUCUUGGGAUGGAAGGAAGCCAUGGAGGAAGGGCUUGCUGGCAGCGUGUUGAUGAUUGGGAGAAGUGUAAACAGAGAGUGAGCCGUACGGUGGAAGUCAACGGAUCUGCUGCAGGAGAUUUGACUCAAGGGAAGCUCAAAUUGGUUGCAGAUAGUGGCCAGAGAACAUUGCAUCUAUGUCUUCAAGGUCUCAGAGAAGGCAGUAGUAAUAAUAACACUCUUCAAAAGGAGUUUACCAUAUAGGGAUGUAAACUUUUGUCAGUUUGUUGUCUUAAUGUGUACAUACAAUCCUUUGGUUGUGAAAUUUUGGUUGAAUUUAGA